Fusarium fujikuroi IMI 58289 is the source of this 1617-nucleotide messenger RNA. RefSeq names its product related to triacylglycerol lipase V precursor. Lineage: Eukaryota; Fungi; Ascomycota; Sordariomycetes; Hypocreales; Nectriaceae. The transcript is spliced from 2 exons. Bases 1 to 1617 code for a protein of 538 amino acids. The record is from RefSeq and is a predicted model, not a curated record.
AUGGUUUCCUACAAACUUCUUACAAUCGCUCUCUACGCGGGAGCAACACUCGCGCUUCCACAAUCUAAAACCGCCAGUAACCCAACCGCUACCAUAGACAAUGGUAUCAUAAUCGGAACCUCAACGUCCAUUCCUGAUUCCAAGCUCAAAGUCAAUCAGUUCCUGGGAAUCCCCUUCGCCGAAAAGCCUAUUCGCUUCAGUCCCCCAAAGCCGGCCAAACCAUGGGAUUAUCCCUACAAUGCCACCGUAUACAAGCCCGCUUGUUUUAUGAAGUUCAACUAUCCUGAAGAACGACGAAAUCAAACGAUUGAGAUAUUUGCUACACCUGGACCCCCAGCUGGGACUAGUGAAGAUUGCCUGAACUUGAACAUUUUUGCCCCUGCAGGUGCAAAACCCGGUUCAAAGCCUGUUGCGUUCUGGAUUCAUGGAGGAAGCUUCAGUCAUGGAUCUGGAUCUUUGCCUUACUAUGAAGGAUCCAAGAUGGCGGGCUAUGAAGACCUGGUUGUUGUUACUGUAAAUUACAGGACCAAUAUCUUUGGAUUUCCUGAAACCUACGAUUUGCCUGAGGGAGAGUGGAAUCUUGGUUUCCUUGACCAACGACUAGCCCUUACCUGGGUGCAAGACAAUAUCGCUGCCUUUGGAGGAGAUCCCAAGAAAGUCACCAUUUUUGGUGAAAGUGCCGGUGCAGGAAGUGUUGAUGAUCUUCUCACGGCUCCACCAGAUCCUCUCCCUUUCCGCGCGGCUAUUCUGCAGUCGGGUUCUGCCUCAACAAACGUUACGCCCACUGGCUCUUGGAAGAAUGCAACCAAGCUAGCUGACUGUGACAAAGGUGACUUUGAUCAAGUCCUCAAGUGCAUGCGCGGGAUCCCAGCUGCCAAGCUUAAGGAUAUCAUCGAAAGGGGCAUGCUUGAUUUCGCACCUCUCAGCGAUGACGGAGUCACACUAUCAAACUAUCCCCGCGACAUCCGGCUCAAGUCAAAGAACAACCCAAAGCUCAUGGCCCGAGUUCCUGUUAUGUUGGGUACAACAGCAGAUGAGGCCAGAAUCCCCAAUUUCAUGAACAUCACCGUAAAGGAUGCUCUUAAAACCUUGGCCCCGGGGAUAAGUGACUUCCAAGUCUCGCUCCUCAAGUUCCUCUACCCCAUCGGAUCUCCCGGAAUCAACAACGAGUUCGACCAGGUUACCAGAAUGGCCACUGAAAUCGGCAUGCAGUGUCCCAUUCGCUACGUCGCGGAAGACUUCGCUGAGGUAGACAUAAAGACCUGGCGAUAUAUCUACAACGCUAGCUUUUCCAAUACUGAGAUCUUCAAGGGCAGUGGAGCAUAUCACUCUGCAGAGAUUCCAACUCUCUUUGGGACUUUUCCCGAGAAAGAUGCUACCGAGUUUCAGGAGAAGCUAAGCAGGGAGAUGCAGAAGGCUUGGGGCAAGUUCAUCAGAGAUCCCACUAAUGGCCCUGGGUGGGAACAAAUUUCUAAUAUCGGUGUCUUUGGAGGCGGCGUGGGACCUGAUUCUGCCAAGGAACCAGCCAAGGCAUUGGAGGUUAGGAAUGCGAACAUCAUUGAGCCAAGAUGCUUAAUAUUCAAGAGCAUAUGGGAGAAGGGUCAGACAAAGGAGUAA